Molecule: messenger RNA, 2065 nt
Organism: Anoplopoma fimbria (sablefish)
Lineage: Eukaryota; Metazoa; Chordata; Actinopteri; Perciformes; Anoplopomatidae
Product: zinc finger protein 862-like
Exons: 6
Coding region: 148-1935 (595 amino acids)
Molecular function (GO): protein dimerization activity
Source: RefSeq, a predicted model, not a curated record
ACACAAACAAACAGAGGAAGAGAGGAAGAUGAAGAAAUCGCCAGGAAGAAGGUUAGAGUGGAGAAAGUUACUGUAGUCGAUAAAGUCUACAAAUUCAACCCCGACUGGUUGAAGGAUUUCGGUUGGCUACUUUAUGAUGCCGAGAACAUGAAAAUGUUCUGUAAAUUUUGUAAGGAAGCCCCAUCGGCAAUGGCAGGCUCUUCUCUGUUUAGAACCGGGAACCCUAAUCUAAAACGGGAUGCUGUGGUAAAACACAGCGAGUCCGUUCGGCAUUCUCGAUGUCGCGAUGUAUAUAUAAAUCGCACCCAGCCCAAUAACCCAGGCACGGUGGAAGCCGCCGUUGGCAGACAAUUGGCUAUCUCUAAUCAGGACGCGCUCCGGCAGCUGAAGGUUAAAUUUAACAUAGCGUAUGUGAUCGCAAAGGAAGAGAUAGCCUUCACUAAAUUUGGACCGAUGAUUGCCCUUCACCAUAAAAAUGGAUUAAACAUCAAUCCCACAUAUGACAAUGAUGUGAGAUGUGCUGAGAUGGUCGGUCAAAUAGCGGAAGGCAUCAAAGACACUCUCGCUGCCCAGCUACAAGCGGCCCGUUACCUCGCAGUCCUGAUAGAUGGCGAUACGGACAUAUCAAACACGGAGUGUGAGAUUGUGUAUGUGCGCUUCGUGGAGGAUGGCAGACCGGUGACCCGCCUCGUCGGCCAACAGGCUCUCUUACACGCUCAUGCGCAAGGUGUCCUGGCUGGAACCAAUGCAGCAUUUGAUGCUCUUGGACGUGGUACAUGCGACUGGAAGGCCAAGUGUGUCGCAUUUGGUGCAGAUGGUGCUAAAGUCAACAUGGGUGUGCAUAGGGGAGUGAGUGCUCUACUCAAACAGGCAGCCGGACAGCAUGUAAUUCCCAUUCAUUGCAUGCCUCACAGGUUGGAGUUGGCCAUUCUCAACCUGCAGCGCAAUGAGACAAUGGUGGCCAAAGUCUAUGACCUUCUCCAUCUUGUGUGGAAGACGUACCACCAGAGCCCUAAAUCCAGGCGUGAGCUGAACCUGAUUGGAAAAGAGCUAGGUGUGAGGGUCUGCUCUCCUUCGAGCGUGAAAGGGACGAGGUGGAUUCCCCAUGUACACCGGGCACUGAGUGUGUUCCUUCGUGCAGCAAAAGAAGGGAGUCUGUCAACUGACAGUGGUCAGUAUUCGGCUGUUUUGCGCCACAUGGACCACCUUGCCUCCUCAGCAGCCAGUGCUGAAAUUCAAGGGCGUGCAAAGAAGGGUGUACCACUCUCGGGAGAUGUCACAGGAAUGCAGCAGAGGCUACAGAGAAACAUCACCUCUGUCAUCACCACCACUGUGGAAGCCAUUAACACCAGAUUCGGCAGUCUCAUUAAUGAGGACUCCGAAGACUACUCUGCAGUGAAUUGCAUGAAAAUCUUUCAUCACGACACCUGGCCUGAGAAUACCAAUGAACUGGUUGAUUAUGGAAACGAUCAGUUGGAGGCCCUAAUGGAGCAUUUUCGUCAUGUCCUUACAAGCUCUGGAUGCCAGAUGGAUGCUUUGCCAGGGGAAUGGCAGAGUUUGAAGACCCUUGUCAGCUACACGUUUAAGGACAAGUCCUACAGCAGCUUAUGGCAAACAGUUUCAACCAAAGAGCCAUACAGAACUGACUACAAGAACAUCCUACACCUUGUGGACAUACUGUUGGUCCUCCCAAUUUCUUCUGCACAGUGUGAGCGGGGCUUCUCUGCGCAGAAACGCCUCAAAAGCUCUUUGAGGAGCUGCUUGCAUGUCUCCACCACAGAGGAUCUUAUCAGGAUCACUACAGAGGGCCCCUCACUUGAAUUAUUUGAUCCCACUAAAUGUGCCGAAAACUGGCUGUCAGCUGGAAAAAGGUCACGUCGACCCAACUACAAGUCAUGGCCAAGUGAUUCCGAGUCCGACAUGAUUUUUGUGUAGCCUAAAUGUGAUCUUUUCUAUUUAUCUUUUUAGUAAAUUGGUGCUGUUUUGUGUAGCCUAAAUGUAAUCUUGUCUAUUUGUAUUAAUUUAGUUUUAGUAAGUUGGUGCUGUUGGUGCGGUUGGUGUGUGC